GAGUUGCGUUGGAUACCUGGCCGUUUCCCGAAAUGUCGUUGUUAUUAUGACAGUUGUUUCCAUUAUCUAAAUUACCUUUUUUAUAAUAAUCAGAAAAAGAGUGCCAAUUUUUUUGACAAAACUCACAAGUUAAUACGCGUAAAUUAUAAUUCGUGUAAUGAAAAUAUGUCGUCAUGUUUAAAAAACAGAAACCAGCUGUGUAAGCUAACAAAGUUAAACUGCAAAAAAUAUUUUGACUUUACUGUUUCGGUCGAAAUAAGUCCGUAAACACUAGGCAAGAGAGUCGCAUCAUUACAGAAUAAGCUGAUCAAUUUCUUAAGAGUUUAAUGAUCUUAAUUAUUUAAAUAAAAAUGAAACUCUUUUGGUUUUUAGUAUCAUGUGUCAUUGUAGAUGUUUCAACAGAUGAACUACUAAGGGAAUAUAAAAAAUCCGUCUCCAUUACAACCAAUCUCAUAUACGAUGUUAGUAGAAUGAAUAUCAUUCGAAAUCAUGUGACGAGAAAUGGAUUGGAGUAUGUAAUUGAGAAAAUUGUUGAGAACAGUUCUUUUACUUUAGAAAUGAUGAAUAAUAUGUUCGCUGUACCGGACUUUCAUUACCUUAGAGACUGGAAUAUUUGCAAGGAUAUCCAAGAAGCUUUAAGAAGACAAAUGACUAUUCACCUAAGUUUUCGUUAUGAUGAAGUUCCAGACCCUAAUUUUGAAGCAUAUACUUUGGUGGAACUAGCAGCACAAAGAAGAAGUAUUACUCUGGAACCUUUAAAACGUUUAUGGAACAGGGCGAUAGGUUGGACGUGUCGUUUCAUAGCAUUGUUCAUGAGUACAAAAUACCCUCAAUUUUUCACACAAGAUGUUGUUGAGUCUGGGACUUUGUGUACCAUAUCUAGUAGGUGGUUGGGAAGCACAAGAUACAGAAAAUUUGAGGGCAGAUGGUGGCGAGUCUUAGGCAAUGACGUUGACACUUGUGUAGAACUCGUUCCAGAACCAGUGUAACACUUUUACAAUGAUUAUGUACUAUUUUUGUUAUAUUUAAAAAAUAUUUUUAUUUUGAACUUAUAUCCAAGUUGUUGAUUUACAAUUUUAUAUAAUUAAUUGUAUGUAACAGUUUUACUCACUAUU
Adelges cooleyi (spruce gall adelgid) is the source of this 1115-nucleotide messenger RNA. RefSeq lists its product as uncharacterized. The transcript is spliced from 11 exons. Lineage: Eukaryota; Metazoa; Arthropoda; Insecta; Hemiptera; Adelgidae. The record is from RefSeq and is a predicted model, not a curated record. Bases 351 to 989 code for a protein of 212 amino acids.